GCCAAUGCAACCUUUGAGCUUGAGGGACAUUCAUGGCUAGAAGUCUCCCCUUAAUUUUCAUCAUCAUUACCCUGUUGGACUCCGGCACCGUAACCUUUAUUCAGAGAGUGAAGUCCGAUGAUAUCUGGAAUGUCACGGCUCCUCCCAGCACGUUUCUGCCAGGCAUGAAGCUAGGUGUGGACCAUAAGAAUGGCUACAUCUGGUCACUUAAAUCAGCACCAGGUCCUUUGGGUUCUUUCACCCUUUCUUGGAUGCCCGAAGGACGCCAAUUGUAUAUUAGCCUAGGUCAUGUGAUUUAUUGGAGUAGUGGAGCCUUAGAAGACGGGAGGUUCCCACAUAUAACAUCACCCAGGUACAACUUCACCAGUGUUUCAAAUGGACAUGAAGACUCCAUCACCUACAGUACUGUGGAUCAAACUAAUAGAGUUUCAGCAUGGCUGCUGAAGGACACGGGUGAUCUGUAUGAUACUUAUACAGAAGAAGACAUAGUACAAGCAGAGAACUGCGACGGCUACAACGGUAGAAGAGGGUGCCAGAGAAUAUACCCGCCAAUUCCUAGUUGCAUGGAGAGAGCAGAGUACGAAUUUCAGCUGAAACAUGCUUCCUGUAAUCCAAUUCCUUCUAGUGCAAGAACCUCAUAUUAUUUCAAGAACGGAAGUCAUGGCAUUACUAAGUGCAAAGCUGAUUGCUGGCAAGAUUGUGACUGCCUUGGCUUUGAUAUUCUGAGUAAUGGAACAGCUGAUGAAUGCCGGUUUUUGAGUGUAGAUCGCUGUCAAUUUGAUGAAGAAGACAGUGGAUCCGGUUCUGGAUCUAGUUUUGUACUGUCAAGAUUAACAAGGUUAAAAGCAUCACCUCCCACAAAUCCAGCACGUAAAAGGAUAUGGAUUGGCACUGUGAUUGUCUCAGCUGCUAUACUGGUAUUAGUGAUUUUGUUCGCUUGCUAUCUACAAAUAAGAAGAGUAGGAAGGAAAUUAGUACUUUCAGGCCGAAAUGGAGCGAGGGUUCAGGAAAUUCUAACCUUGAUGAAACCUAAUAUACUUACUCAUGAUAAUGGAGUUGAAAAUGAUGGAAAGAUGGGACAUGAUAUAAGCGUCUUUAGCUACAAAUCCAUUCUUGCCGCCACAUGCAACUUCUCCGAUGAAAACAAACUUGGUGCAGGGGGGUUUGGAUCUGUUUAUCAGGGAAUACUUGUUAACGGACAAGAAAUAGCAGUGAAGAUGCUUUCAAAAAAUUCAGAGCAAGGAGCCCUAGAGUUUAACAAUGAAUUGAUACUCGUAUAUGAACUCCAACAUACAAAUCUUGUUCGGCUUUUUGGAUUUUGCAUUCAUGGUGAAGAGAGGAUGUUGAUAUAUGAGUACAUGCCAAACAAAAGUCUGGACUACUUUUUAUUUGAUUCAACCAGAAGUGUGCUACUAGAUUGGAAAAAACGUCUCAACAUAAUUGAAGGAGUAGCUCAAGGAUUGCUCUACCUGCACAAAUACUCUAGAAUGAGAGUGAUUCAUAGAGACUUAAAAGCCAGUAAUAUUCUACUCAAUGAAUGCAUGAAUCCGAGAAUUUCUGACUUUGGUAUGGCAAGAACUUUAAGUACGCAAGAUGAACUGGAAGCAAAUACAAAGAGGAUUGUUGGGACAUACGGCUACAUGUCGCCGGAGUAUGUCAUGGGAGGGAACUUCUCCGUAAAGUCCGAUGUGUACAGUUUUGGAGUGUUGAUGCUUGAAAUCUUGAGCGGUAGGAAAAACAACAGCUUCUACAAUGAUGAUCGCGUGCUCACUUUAGUCGGACACACAUGGGAGUUAUGGAAAAAAGGCGCAGCGCUAGAGCUGAUGGAUCCAACACUAGGCAAUUCCUGUGAUGAGGAUCAAUUGUUAAGAUGCAUUCAUGUUGCUCUGCUCUGUGUGGAAGAAAAUGCAACAAAUCGGCCCACCAUGUCGGAUGUCAUAUCCAUGUUGACAAAUGAAAGCGCGCUGAUACCUAAACCAACAAUGCCAGCAUUUUGUACAAAGAGAAAUCAGAUCACAUUUGGUAUAGAUAGAAAAGGGACAGAACUUGUAUCAAUAAACAGUCUCUCCAUUUCUGAUAUUGUUGCCCGUUAAGCUAGUAAUUGCAUGAUAUGUAGUUUUCAUCUGAUAUGUACUUUGCAACAAAGCGGGUGAAUGAUAUGUAUGUACAUAAAUAUAAGUUUUGGGAAUGAUUACUGCAAUUUCAACAUUCUUUUGUACUUCA
Messenger RNA from Argentina anserina (silverweed cinquefoil), 2223 nucleotides. Its product is annotated as G-type lectin S-receptor-like serine/threonine-protein kinase CES101. Bases 33 to 2093 code for a protein of 686 amino acids. Gene Ontology annotation, molecular function: protein serine/threonine kinase activity; ATP binding. Gene Ontology annotation, cellular component: plasma membrane. Gene Ontology annotation, biological process: protein phosphorylation. Lineage: Eukaryota; Viridiplantae; Streptophyta; Magnoliopsida; Rosales; Rosaceae. The transcript is spliced from 7 exons. The record is from RefSeq and is a predicted model, not a curated record.